Megalops cyprinoides (Indo-Pacific tarpon) is the source of this 276-nucleotide messenger RNA. RefSeq names its product lens epithelial protein. Bases 85 to 276 code for a protein of 63 amino acids. The transcript has a single exon. The record is from RefSeq and is a predicted model, not a curated record. Gene Ontology annotation, biological process: multicellular organism development. Lineage: Eukaryota; Metazoa; Chordata; Actinopteri; Elopiformes; Megalopidae.
UGUUUUUCUUUUCGUUUGUUUCCUCGGCUCAUCGUAUACUCAUCCUUUCCGUUUCCCCCUCGCUCCACGGUGCCUCAACCCACAAUGCACCCCCAGCGCCCCCUUCCCCAGGCCUCGCCCUACUCCCUGGGCCGGAACCUCCGCGACGUCGCCCUCGGACUCGGACGAGGCAAAAACCUCCUGGGAAGCAACAUUGCUUAUGGCGUCAUACAGUCCCUCAAAGAGUGCCUCUACUUCCUGCUGUGCUGCUGGUGCAUCAAGGAGAUCCUGGACUGA